CCUUGUCAGUGCUUUGUUGGACAUGUCCCCGAACACUUGGGUGAUCGAAAUGCCUACGCAGAAAACGCGAUCGCGUCCGUAUCCGCGAAGAAUUUCGCCGUAUCGAAAUCAGUCUUUGAGCAGGGAUGCCUUUACAAGGGACUCUCAUGCUGCUCCUUUGAGGAACCCUCAGGAUCAUCCCGUUUUCGAGGACAUUCGCACCAUCUUGUCCGUGCUAAAGGCCAGUGGUUUGAUGCCCAUUUACGAACAGGUGUCCAACUACGAAGUGGGUCCUCCAACCAAAGCGAAUGAGUUCUACUCCUUUUUUGUAAGAGGCGUUGUCCACGCCUUGACCAUCUUCAACGUCUACAGCUUAUUUACACCGAUAUCGGCCCAACUAUUUUACUCCUACCGGGAGACGGAUAAUGUGAACCAGUGGAUCGAACUUUUGCUCUGCAUCCUGACCUACACCCUUACGGUUUUUGUGUGCGCCCGAAAUACCAAAUGCAUGCUACGGGUCAUGAAUGAAAUUCUCCAACUGGAUGAGGAGGUUCGUCGGCAGUUUGGAGUCAAUUUGAACCAGAACUUUGGGUUUUCGGUAAAGUUUUUGGUAGGAAUCGCUAUCUGCCAAACCUACAUUAUCGUCCUGAAGGUUUAUGCGGUGCAAGGCGUUAUCACGCCCACAUCCUAUAUAUUGCUUGCCUUUUAUGCUAUCCAAAAUGGACUUACCGCCACGUACAUAGUAUUCGCUUCAGCAUUAUUGAAAAUAGUGUACAUCCGGUUUCAUUUCAUUAACGAAUUACUGAAUGGAUAUACUUAUGGUCAGCAGCAUAAGCGAAAGGGAGGAAGACGGAACCGGGGAAAUAUCAAUAGUAACGUUAACCCCACUCCCAAUCCAGCUGUUAUGGAACAUUUCCCAGAGGACUCGCUCUUCAUAUACCGUAUGCACAACAAACUGCUGCGAAUCUACAAGGGCAUCAACGAUUGCUGCAACUUGAUUCUGGUCUCGUUCCUAGGCUAUUCCUUCUACACGGUCACCACCAACUGCUACAAUCUAUUUGUCCAGAUCACCGCAAGGGGCACGGUGUCCCCGAACAUCCUUCAGUGGUGCGCUGCCUGGCUCUGUCUCCACGUUUCCCUGCUGGCCUUGUUGUCCACAAGUUGUGGUCUGACCACCAGGGAGGCCAAUGCAACGGCACAAAUACUGGCGAGGGUAUAUGCCAAGUGCAGGGAAUAUCAAAAUAUAAUUGAUAAAUUUCUUACCAAGAGCAUUAAGCAGGAGGUACAGUUUACGGCGUACGGAUUCUUCGCUAUAGAUAAUACCACUCUGUUCAAGAUCUUUUCUGCUGUUACCACGUACUUGGUCAUCUUAAUCCAAUUCAAACAGCUUGAAGACUCUAAAUCGGAGGACAUUGAACCAGAUCAGACCACUUAAAGUUUUUG
Molecule: messenger RNA, 1422 nt
Organism: Drosophila ficusphila
Lineage: Eukaryota; Metazoa; Arthropoda; Insecta; Diptera; Drosophilidae
Gene: Gr32a
Product: gustatory and pheromone receptor 32a
Exons: 4
Coding region: 23-1414 (463 amino acids)
Biological process (GO): sensory perception of taste
Cellular component (GO): axon; dendrite; neuronal cell body
Source: RefSeq, a predicted model, not a curated record